This is a messenger RNA of Colossoma macropomum (tambaqui), 1275 nucleotides long. RefSeq lists its product as uncharacterized. The record is from RefSeq and is a predicted model, not a curated record. The transcript is spliced from 6 exons. Bases 196 to 1275 code for a protein of 359 amino acids. NCBI's taxonomy places the organism in Eukaryota, Metazoa, Chordata, Actinopteri, Characiformes, Serrasalmidae.
GUCAGUGGUGCUGAUUGGAGGAGCUGUGAGGUUGAACAACUGUAACACUCACCAGAGAAAGAGGAACCAAGCAAACCAGAGAGAAGAGGAGACGGAGACACACAGACAGACGACCACAAAUGAUGAGGAAAAGCAGAAUUUAAGAGAAUAAAAUUGAACGUACAGGAUUUUGAAGAAAGUGGGUUCAAGAUUGAGAUGAAGAUCUUCCUCAUCUUCAUCCUCUACCUGAUCUCAGGUCCAGUGGGCUGCUUUGAUGUGAUUGGCUACCCAGGAGGUAGUGUCGUAAUCUACUGUUCACACAGUCAAUAUGGAGAGUUUGAUAAAUACUUCUGUAGGAAACCUUUAAACGAGUGUGCAUUUAUAAAAUCUAAUCAAACACAGAACACGUGGAGUCAUAAAGAGAGACUUUCUCUAUAUGACUCUUCUGGAGGACUUAUAGUGAUCUACAGAAAUCUGAGUUUACAGGAUGCUGGAUCAUAUCAGUGUGGAGAGACUGGAGUGUGGAAUCAUACCGUGAACCUGAAAGUCAACACAGAUCCAUGCUAUUUGGGGUCAAAGACUGUGUCUGGUUAUCUGGGAGAGACUGUCACCAUCAGCUGUUCAUAUGCAAAUGAGUUUAAAACAGACAUCAAGAUGUUCUACAAAGUUGAUGGUCAAGAUUUUACUGAAGUCAUACGGACCAUACAGUCUCAGAAUGACAGAUUCUUAAUCUCUGAUGACAGAAGCUCUAAAGUUGUCAGUGUGACCAUCAGUGAUGUGAGAGAAGAUGAUGGAGGAGUUUAUUUCUGUGGAGUGGGAAGCGUUGGGGAGUCAAUCAGUUACAAUUCCCUCUACAGAGAGAUUCUGCUGCAGGUCACUGCAAAGGGAAUGUCGUCUAAAUCAAAACAAACACUGCCAGCAGGAUGGGGCUCAACUCUGAAACCAACAGCAGAGACCUACAGAACCACAUCAGCAGCACCAUCCACAGUCACAUCUGAAGAACAUUUCAGUUCCUCUCUCAUCAUCACUGUGUGUGUCUGUGUGGCUUUGCUGCUCAUUGGAGGAUCAACACUGAUCUUCUACAAACUGAGAUGCACCAAGACACAGGACUCUGAUAAAGACACCUACUCCACCAACCACCCACCUAAAGAUGAAAGUCUCACUUACGCCACUGUGAUUUUCCAGAAGAAUCCAGAUUCUGCCAGUAAUACACCAGUCACUUACAGUAAGGAGGAACGUGUAAGGUCGAAAGCCAGAGAAUCAGAACAGGACAAAAGGGCAACACUUGAAUCGUAG